AUGGGGAAACCAGAGCAUUCGGAUCACCAAGCAACAAUUAGUAGUGAUGCACCCCCACCACCGUAUACAGAAGGACCUCGUCCUGAGUCUUCAACAUCAUCAAAUAUCAAUCCUCUCACAAAAGUGAAUAGUCCCUACCAACCAUUUCCACCAGUUUUGUAUGCACACUAUCAAAUGAAGAUUUUCACCACGGUAUUCCACCUCGGCGAUGAAACGAACAAAAAACUAUUCGCUGUCUCGGUACACACAGGAUGGACUGGAAAGGGACCGGGGAGACCAGGUACAAUCCUGCAUAAUGGUCCUACAGAUAAAGACCCAAUGUUCGCGGCUGCCGGCGAGGAAUUUGGCGAACCGGGCUCAACUAUCUCGCCUAACAGCGCCAUUACACUGCCCCCGUUAUCCGCUGGCGCCCCUGGUGGCCGGUGCACGGAAAUCAUGCGUUCGACUACAAGUCAGGGCACGGCCGUCUUUCGAUUUACGAUCGAGGUACAGCAAGGUGAUGGGAGCUUACAGCGGGAGAACUUCGAAUGGCGGAAGUGCAAAGGCGAGGAGGCGAAGAUCAUCGAUCCUCCGUGGAAGACUGGGUUUAAACUGGUGAGGCUCUCCCACCGCCCUUCAAGCUCGGUUGGUGAGAAAUCCCAGGAGGUUACAAGUGAGGGGCUAGAGGUUGUUGCUACCUUCUUCUGGAAUGAUAGUUGGUCUCUAAUGGACCCCUUCAAGCUUGAGUUCAUGGGAAGUGGACGGACAGGUGCGCUAGGAGACCGCUUCGCGCUCAUGACUAUCAUUACGGGCUUGAGGUUGCAGUGGCUUAGGAUACAGAGUAGAACUAAUGAACGGAACAUUCAAAGGGGGGAAGCUAGAUUUGUCCCUGGGGCCUAG
This is a messenger RNA of Hypoxylon trugodes, 879 nucleotides long. RefSeq lists its product as uncharacterized. The transcript has a single exon. The coding region runs from base 1 to 879 and encodes 292 amino acids. Lineage: Eukaryota; Fungi; Ascomycota; Sordariomycetes; Xylariales; Hypoxylaceae. The record is from RefSeq and is a predicted model, not a curated record.